AUGGUUAGUGAUUGCGAUCCCCACCAGGAUGAGGUGAGAAGCCCAGGGAGGCUGGCCCAGGGUGGCGCCAAAUCUUGUCCUGCUAGCGGCUCCGGGUGGGUGGUCGGUGGCCAAUCAGCGCGGGCCCCGUCGCUGAUUGGGCUGAGACGCCCCACCCCAAUCCCCCUAUUGGAGCACGCACUGCCCGUUCCCUGGUUGCAGCCAGUCCGCAUCGCGCAGACUCGUCGUUCCUUCGCCCGAUCCCCGACCAAUCAUCGUCAUCGACUACUCGCGCUUCCCGGCCCGGAGGCGAACGAAAAUUUGUGGUCGGAGGACCAGGCGAUAGGAAGGAAUGGGGACCACCGAAAGAGGGCGCGGAGGGAGAUGGUUGUUGUGACAGACCCAAAUAUGCAUGCGAUGCACCGUUGGAAUUCCCAUCAGGCCAGCGUGGCCGAACUGACCGGUCGGCUGGUGGCGUCAGAGGUGCGGUUCACCGCCCGCCCAAACGGGAUGGGUAUCGGGAAGCCAGGUCGAUCUGUCAGGCGGUAUGCUGAAUACCAUACCCGGCAUGGGACCAGCAUUCUUACCGUAAAUACCGUUUUCCCAUAUCGGCGUGAACCACCACGGACAUAG
Messenger RNA from Penicillium lagena, 612 nucleotides. RefSeq lists its product as uncharacterized. NCBI's taxonomy places the organism in Eukaryota, Fungi, Ascomycota, Eurotiomycetes, Eurotiales, Aspergillaceae. The record is from RefSeq and is a predicted model, not a curated record. The coding region runs from base 1 to 612 and encodes 203 amino acids. The transcript has 2 exons.